CCAUUUCCCGUUUUCUUCAGUACUGGAUCAACUACCGGAGGGCUAUUGGGUGUUGCCCCACCAACAAUUUAUUCGAAUAUGAUUAAUCAGACAAUGCCAAAUAUGCCAAAUUACUCUGGCUCUGUUUCUGGAGCAGUCCCUGGGUUGCUUGGGAUGAUUCCAGGCAUAACUCAAGGAGCAUCAGGCGGUGUCAUUUUACCCGGAGUUGGCUUUUCACUUGGGGAAGUUUGCCGUGAAUAUCUUUAUGGACAAUGUGCCAAAACUGAUUGUAAGUUUAAUCAUCCACCUCACAAUCUUCUAAUGACUGCCUUAGCUGCCACCAGCAGCAUGGGAACACUUAGCCAGGUUCCUAUGGCACCUUCUGCUGCUGCAAUGGCUGCCGCUCAGGCAAUUGUGGCUGCACAAGCACUUCAAGCCCAUGCUGCCCAAGCACAGGCUCAAACAAACUCUGCAAAUGACACCUCAGGAUCUGCUGGGAAAGAGACAGCGGCCAAUUGCCUUAAGAAAAUUGUGCAAGUUAGCAACCUUAGUCCACUUCUAACUUUGGAUCAGUUGAAGCAACUCUUUGGGUUUUCAGGAACAAUUGUUGAUUGUAGCAUUACUGAGUCGAAGCACUUAGGUUACGUAGAAUACUCUAAGCCAGAGGAAGCAACUGCUGCUUUGGCGUUGAACAAUAUGGAAGUUGGUGGACGGCCCUUGAAUGUUGAAAUGGCUAAACAACUUCCUCCAAAACCAGUCACUUUAAAUUCCUCUAGCACAUCAUCUUCUUUGCCUUUAAUGAUGCAGCAGGCUGUUGCCAUGCAACAGAUGCAAUUUCAGCAGGCUCUCCUAAUGCAACAAGCAUAUACUGCUCAGCAGGCUGCCAGUCGAGCUGCAAGCAUGAAGAGUGCUACUGAUCUUGCAGCUGCUAGAGCUGCAGAAAUAAGUAAAAAACUAAAGGCUGAUGGACUUGUCACUGAAAGCAUGGAAACAUAUGAGAAAUCGAAGUCACCACCUGACACUCGAGCAAGGUCAAAGUCUAGGUCAAGAUCCAGAUCCAAAUCCAAGUCCAAGUCAAGAUCUCCCAUCAAUUAUAGACGAAGGAGAAGAUCUCGUUCCUUCUCCCCUCCACCAAGACGGUUAAGAGGGUAUAGAUCCAGAUCACCAAUUAGAUCCCUCCAUUUUUCAAGAUUUGAGGAUGAGCGCCGGUCUUAUAGGGAUAGUAGGUAUGCCAAUGACAGAGGUAGAAGGUGGGAUUCUGGUAGAUCAUAUAACCGCCGGUCACCUGUCUCAAGGAGAAAUAGAAGUAGGAGUGUAACCCCUCGUGCUAGGAAGUCGUAUAGGGAUGAUUCAGACUCUCCAAGACACCGUCAUGAAAGUCCGGUUCACAAGACACACUCUUCUCGUGCUGAGUCUACGUCUCCGGAACAUCGAAGGAAUAGGUCAUCCCUGAAGAAUGAUGAAAGUAAAUCAAGACAUAGACGACGGUCAAGGUCAAACUCUGUGGAAGUUAGUCAUUCACCCAGUGAUAAAGUUGGUAAUGAUAAACAUGGAAAAUCAAAAGAUAGAAAAAGGAGACACUCAAGGUCAGUUUCACCACACGAUGAUCUGGAUAGACAAAAUAGAUUGUCCCCUAAAACCUAUGAUGAAAAGAAACCAAAGCAAAACCUGCAAAGGAGAGAAUCAAAGUCCAGAUCACCAGAUGCAAAACACCAUUCAAAUAGAAAGAGAGAAGAUAAAGCUAGAAAUAAUGAGGAUAGAAGGAUAUCGAGGUCGAGGUCAAGGUCUAGAUCCCCAGAAGGAAAGCAUCACACAAGUGACAAAUCAGAUAGAGAAAAAAAAGAGAAAUCUAAGCAUCAUUCUAGAAAGCGUUCCAUAUCUAGGUCCAGAUCUCCCAUUGAGAAACACCACUCAAGUAGUAAGCUGAACAAGAGCAGGGAAGAGAAAUCAAAGCGUCAUGUGAGAAGGCAAUCCAGAUCAAGGUCUGUUGAAGGUAAGCGACAAAGAAGUAGUAGGAGGUCCCCAAAGCACUCAGAUGAACGCAGAUCAAGGCAUCGGAAGCGCUCUAGAUCUAAAUCUCUAGAAAGCAAAGAUGAACCUGAACAUAAUAUGGAUGUCGAAAAUUAUGAAGUGACAAGGCAUGCUGAUGAAAAACCUGGGGAGUUAGCUGGCGUCUUGGAGACUGAUCUACGUAGUCCUGUAUCAAUGAAGUUGGAUGGUGAAAAUGGUCAUCUUGAGGACUGUAAUGAAUGUGAGAAACAAGAGAUUAAUGUCUUUGAAGUUGCUGACUCAACCAUAAGGGAACAAGAUCAUCUUAAUUUAGAUGCAUAGGUGCAGGGGAUCUAGAUAUUUUCUCUCAUUGGACGUUGAUUCAUCGCUUUCUCAUUCAAUAUUUGAGGGAUGGUUAUUCGAGAGUAACUUGACAGAGGAUCAUGUUGAAGCUUUGGUUUGAGGAGCGAGAUGCCAUUAUGUACAAGGGAGAGGGCUAUCUUACAAGGCCUUGUGGUCAUUUUUGAUUACUCGCUGUUCCUGUGACAAAUUCGCUGUUUCUUUCUGUUGCAGGUGGUGAUGAUGGAAACAAUCGGAGUCUGAUGAAGCAAUGAUUUUUGGCUGGUAUUAGUAUUCAACAAUUGUCUUUUAACAAUUGUGGAUCAUCUGUGCAAUGUUUUUAUAGCAAACUAUUAAUUAACGUGCUGUACGGUGGAGUGUGGACUAUUACCUCUAUUUCGAGGUAGUAAAUUUCUCUAUUGUAUGCCAAUGCAAGGAUUCGUGCUAAUUCUAUGUGUGGUAUCUAUAAAUUGCCUAUGAACGUUUUCUUCAUCCCUGUGUUUCACUGCUAUUCAGAAGGGUUCUGAGUUUGAUUUGACCUCAUAUUCUCUUGCAUAUUACUGUCAUUGUAUCAAAUAAGUUCAUUAUUUAAUGCACUGCAUUUUUUAUGACACGCUGUGUUUGGUUGUGAUCCAUUUGUUGUAGCUCUUUAAAUCUUAGUUGUGUGGGUGUUUUAUUAACUAGGAUUCCCGCAGGUGUUAUUUUUUCUGCUAGUAGCUUGGCUAGUUUGCUAUUCCGUUAAAUUAUAAAAAACAUGCAGGAUCAUGCUGUUCUAUGGGCGCUUGGUGAAAUGAGUCAAACAGUUUAUCUGAUUGUUUGUGAAGGUAUGCAUCUGCAGAAAUUGGUUCUUCCGGACAUUUGCUAAAGCUUGCACAACUAUCCGGCAUUAGAAUCAUGAGUUUGAAAUGUUUAUGUAGGAAUUUUAUUGUGAAAUUUAAGGUUAUGAUUAUUCUAUGCUUUGGCCCUGUCCUAAUCUUCUACUUUUUUUUCUUGUUGGUACCAUCUCUCCCUUUCUUUUCUUUUCUUUUCCUUUCUUUUUCUUUCGAUCUUUCUUUCUUUCUUCCCUACUACUGCUUGGUUAGGUAGUCGAUGCAAGUUACACAACCAGGUAUUGCUGAGAUGGGUAGCAUUAGCAUCAUUGUGCUCCUUUGCGUCCAAGUAUGUCAAGAUUUGAUAGGUUUAUGUUCUUUAAUGCACAGAGAAUGUGAAAUGCUAUUCUAUAACAGGUAAUUCCCUUCAAAAAUUAGAUUUCAUCAUUUAGCUACAUAAAUGUAAAAAGGAUAAGGAUGUCAUAGCAUAUCAAAUGGCCAAAUGUGUCGGCAGUUUGGUGUUGUAGGCUUGUAUCAAGGCCAUUGUCUUUCCCUGUACAGAUUCAACUUAGUAGGUUAUCUUAAAUAGUCUUCCAUUGUUGCAAAAAAAUCCAGACAAUUUUCCAUCAAUUUUGUUGUGUAUCUUUAUGCAAGAUGUGGCUAUAGCCGUUCUCAGUUCUUUCAACUUUCUAACUUUUCCCCACAAAGAAUGAGUUGUGGCCCACUUGUCACAUAUCUUAAAUUUGGGUUUUUAGUCAGCGCAAACUGUAGCGAUUGUGUUCAGCUCUAUCUACAUGUAACUAAAAUUUGUCCGCCGUUGCCCCUUCUUUAAACCUUUUGAUGUACAUUAUACCAUUUUCUUUUGUGCUCCUUGGUUUUGCUGUCAGGCAACCUCUCCCCCUCUUCCAUGUCCGCUUUCUCCAACACACUGUUUUGCUUCUUUUGGUACUUUUAUGCGCUUUGGUGUUGCUGUGGGCUUAUUUUUCUUUUCUGCGAAGUUGAGAAUGCUGGACUGCACAAUUGCAAAGUGGUGGGGGGACGGACAUAUAUAAAAAAAACUGGUUCCCAUAUCUAGCAAAAGACCAUGACAUGCAUCAUGAUAACUGAUAACUGAUAAGGGCACCUAUUGAUGAGAUCCCCAAGUGUUUACUCUCUAAGUUUUGUCAUUGAUUCAAAGUUCAAAUCAUAAGAAGUGUCUUCUUAUGCAAAUGAGGAGCUUGACGGCUGAGUGGACAUCCUAGUGUAACUCAGAAGCGUGGAACAUGACGAGUACAUAACUGCUUUUUGGAAGAUGUUUCGGUUUUUCAGGGUAAUUUUGAAGCAUGCGUAGAAUUGUUGAUGAUGCAGCAACUGUCCAACAGCAGAGUUGUAAUGAUUGAAUAGUGUAUACAGAGGAUUACAGACUCCCAAAGAACAACAGUAGUAAUAAUAGUAACAUAAUUAUUAUAAAAAUCCAGUGUAUUAAUUAGAAUAACAACAGUAUAGACGAUCUAGCUGUAAGAAAACAAUUCUACAUACUGAGAUGACA
Molecule: messenger RNA, 4644 nt
Organism: Cuscuta epithymum
Lineage: Eukaryota; Viridiplantae; Streptophyta; Magnoliopsida; Solanales; Convolvulaceae
Source: the annotation of a GenBank genome assembly